CUUCUAUGUAGAUAUAAAGGGGUCACGAUCUGUUAUCUACACGUGUACUAAUAUCGAGCAAAAAUGAAUUUCUUUCUGCUUUUAAUCUUCUGCGAGGUUGUGUCCAUCUAUGCAGCUCAGUGCCCUUCCGGUUGGGUACAGGAGGCGUCAUCAUGCUACUUAUUUGUGACGUCAUCAAGAGAGCACUGGACAACGAGUUCGUUUCAUUGUAGCCUCCAUGGUGCUAGUCUGGUGGAGAUAGACUCGGCGAAAGAGAACGACUUUCUUCGCAAACAUUUGACCGAUCUAGGUGUCCACACCGACUUCUGGAUUGGUCUGACAGACGAUUCUCUGGAGGGCCAAUGGGAAUGGUUGCCGUCGGCAGAGACGUCAGGGUUCACGGACUGGGCCCCGGGACAGCCAGACAAUGGUCAUAAUGAGGAUUGUGCCGUUUUGUCCCAUCAUUCGGAUUACCAUUGGAAUGACGACCAGUGUGACAACUCGCAUUACUUUAUCUGUGAGAAAGAGGUCAGUGGGGACUCAAUGAUUGUAAUAGGGUGAUGUCUCAAGGAAAUAUACAAAGUAUAGAUAAUAUUAACUCGUACUGUAAA
Ostrea edulis (European flat oyster) is the source of this 590-nucleotide messenger RNA. Its product is annotated as asialoglycoprotein receptor 1-like. The coding region runs from base 64 to 540 and encodes 158 amino acids. The record is from RefSeq and is a predicted model, not a curated record. Lineage: Eukaryota; Metazoa; Mollusca; Bivalvia; Ostreida; Ostreidae. The transcript has 5 exons.